AUGUCGUCACCCAAUCCCACUGAUUCUCUGUCUCCACCUGAAAACGCCAUUUGGGCCGUCCAACCACCCUCUCCUCUGGAAAUCGACCCCGAAAAUGACAAAGAGAAUAUCCGCCCUACCAAAUGUGCCACCUCUAAAGUCAAGCCUUCCUCGUGUGUUUUCGUAGCAAGUCUCAAGGCUACAGAUUCAGAUGAUAAUCUUUGCCGGUCUGUCACUAACCACUUUUCCCAAUUUGGACCCUUGGUGUCUGUCAAAGUAUUGCGGGACCCGGCAAACAGGCCAUAUGCCUUCGUUCAGUAUACUAACGACGAUGAUUGUAGAAGCGCCAUCGAGCUUGGCCACAAUUCCAUUUUAUCCGGGCGCCGCUUGAGAUGCGAGGCUGCCAAAGUCAAUCGAACCUUGUUUCUAGCUGGAUUGGAACCUAUGGACUUGUCCACCGUGGAGCACAAGAUGUCGCAGUUUGGCGAAACGGAGCUCAUUAUAGCUAGCUCAGGCAACGGCCAGCUCAUCUCCGAUUCACUGCCAGUCGCCACCUCUAGUCUCAAUUGGUUCAUCAAAUAUUGCUACAGAGAUGAUGCCAUUCGUGCAUUUGCUAGCAUAACAGACGACCCAGACUUCAACGUAGAAUGGGCCCAAAAUAUAGAUGACUUGAACGCAGGGGUACCCAGAAUCGACAAAUUGUCUAUUUACGUGGGCCAGUUGGCGAGCGAAGCGACCGAGUCUGAUCUCAGAGACCACUUCUCUGUGAACGGCGAGAUUGACGAAAUUUCCAUUAAGUCAAAGGCUAAUUCAACCUUUGCCUUCAUCACCUUUCACCUGGAGGAAGCGGCGGCAAGCGCCGUCGCUAGAGAAAAUCACUCCAUGUUCAUGAACAAAACAAUUCAUGUUCAGUACAAGGAGUUUACCUCCAGAAAUACCACAAGGAUAAUCCUAUCACCUAGAACUCCCAUUGCCUUGGCACCUCCGCCAAUCAAUGUCAGAAGAAGACAAGUUCCAGUUGACGUCGCAUAUGGCUCUCAAAGCAGCUCAGGCAGUUGGAGUAGAAGUUCUGACUCCGCAAGAAAUUUUGUAGCUGGGUACGCUUAUCAUGGUAGUCAUGGAGAACAUGAAUCCCCUCGUAACUACAAGGCAGAGAAGAUUGUUACACCUCGAAGAGUGUUUGGUCCUAAAGAUCAGUCGAAUAAGCCCACCGACGUUAGAUUUGCGUCGCAUUCCAGUCGGUCAAAUAGGCAGUUUAUUUCGAAAUUAGGAAAAAACCGGGCUUCUGAGGAAUAUAAUGCUCGUGAUUACGUGCGCCAGAUGGAUUCAUCCCAUACUGGCUCUUUAAUUGGGGCUUAUAAGCCCCCAUUCAAGUUCAAAGAGAAGAACCAACAAACCGAUUAA
Messenger RNA from Sungouiella intermedia, 1383 nucleotides. The record is from the annotation of a GenBank genome assembly. NCBI's taxonomy places the organism in Eukaryota, Fungi, Ascomycota, Pichiomycetes, Serinales, Metschnikowiaceae.